Messenger RNA from Laccaria bicolor S238N-H82, 1956 nucleotides. RefSeq lists its product as uncharacterized. NCBI's taxonomy places the organism in Eukaryota, Fungi, Basidiomycota, Agaricomycetes, Agaricales, Hydnangiaceae. The transcript has 16 exons. The coding region runs from base 1 to 1956 and encodes 651 amino acids. The record is from RefSeq and is a predicted model, not a curated record. Gene Ontology annotation, biological process: proteolysis. Gene Ontology annotation, molecular function: tripeptidyl-peptidase activity; serine-type endopeptidase activity.
AUGCGCUCUUCGCUCAUCCUCCUCUGCCUUCUCGGCUCCGCUCUUUCCGCGCCACAGUCAUUCACUCACGUCGUUCACGAACGUAGAACCGCGGAGCCAAUGGACUGGGUCUCGUCUCGCCGGUUGGAGCGCGACUUCAUGGUGCCGAUGCGGAUCGGGCUCACGCAGAACAAUUUGCACAGCCUAGGAGACAUGCUCAUGGCUGUCUCUCAGCCCGACUCGCCCGACUACGGCAAUCACUGGACGGCGACUGACCUCGUGAAGACGUUCGCUCCUAGUACCGAGACUAUCGAUGAGGUUAGUAAGUGGUUGGUGGAAUCCGGCAUCGCUCGCGACCGUCUUCACUUGUCCCUCGACCAAGGAUGGAUUCAGGUCAACGCGACCGCAGUGGAGGUUGAGGAGUUGUUGAAGACCGAGUAUUACGUGUUUACCCACCCUUCCGGACAAGAGCAAAUCAGUUGCUCCGAUUACUCUGUUCCGGAUCACGUCCAGUCCCACAUCGACCUUAUCAUACCUACCGUACACUUUUCUAGCCGCCCAACUACAAUGGCCCAUCGCAAGCGGUAUGGUGGAGUCGGCUCCCCUGACGUGAAAAACGGCCCUUUCAGAUCAGACCAAGCCAUCACCCUUGAAAAGUCGGAUUUACAAAAUUGUGACAAAUACAUCACCCUCGACUGUCUGCGUGUUCUCUACGGCAUCAAAUACAAACCCCGUGCGACAAGAAGGAACUCUUUUGGCAUAGUGGAGUUCACUCCUCAGUCCUACAUUCCGAGUGACCUGGAUUUGUUUUUCAAAAACUUUGUGCCCAACCUGGUUGGAUCUAGGCCUAAACUGGAAUCGAUAGACGGUGGAAUGCUGCAGUUCAACAUGACCGGCUUCGAUUACAAUGGUGAAAGUAAUCUUGACCUCGAAUACGCAAUGGGACUGGUAAAUCCGCAAAAAGUCACGCUGCUGCAGACGGGCGAUGAGAUCGUAGGUGCAUCGUUCAAUACCUGGCUUGAUGCCGUCGAUGGAACAUAUUGCACUCACAAAGGAGGAGAUGAUCCCAACUUCGAUCCCGUAUACCCGCAUGGUCCCCCUGGAUACACGGGUCCCAAGGCAUGCGGGAUCAUCAAACCGCCUCACGUCAUCUCUAUCUCUUACGGCUAUAACGAAGUAGAUCUCACCCGCAAAUACGCUCAGAGGCAGUGCAACGAAUACGGCAAGGUAUUUUCCAAGCCCAUAAUAACGGGGAUGUUCUCGUUGACAACAUCAAUGCUUCAGUUGGGAUUAAUGGGAUCGUCGGUCUUCUACAGCAGCGGUGACAACGGUGUCGCAGGAAACGGCAACCAAUGUGUUAACCCCUCAACAGGUCAACUGGAUCCCAAAGGCACCGUAUUCACACCAUCGUUUCCCGGAGGAUGCCCUUGGGUUACAUCUGUCGGAGCGACCCAAAUCAAUCCCGGAUCCUCUGUUUAUGCCCCCGAAAGCGCAUGCGAGCAGGUUAUCUUCUCCGGCGGCGGGUUCUCCAACUACUUUUCGAUACCAGAUUAUCAAUGCGAACAGGUCGAUCACUACUUGAAGAAACACACUUCUCAAUAUACAAGCGCGCAAUUCAACAAUUCCGGUAGCGCUCGCGCUUUCCCAGAUGUCGCAGCUAAUGGUGCCAAUUAUGUUGUUGCGAUCAACGGUGAAUUCUACCUCGUCUAUGGAACAUCAGCGUCGUCUCCCGUUUUCGCUUCGAUGAUCUCAAUGAUCAACGACGCCCGCAUCCACAUGGGCAGAAAGCCUGUAGGAUUCAUCAACCCAAUGAUUUACAGUCACAAGUUCAAGUCCGCGUUUAACGAUAUCACCACAGGAAAUAACCCUGGAUGUGGUACUCAAGGUUUCAGUGCAACAAAAGGAUGGGAUCCAGUGACCGGCCUUGGAACCCCAAGAUUCCAACAGCUUCUCGAGAUGUUCAAACGCCUUCCGUAG